AUGAUUGUUAAGGCUAAAUGUAAUGUCGCUUCUCACUCCUCUUUAAAAUUAUCUUUCAUGGAAGGAGAUAAUAUUAAAGUAGUCGAUAGAAUGUCAAAUGGAUUAUGGAAAGGAACAUUAAACAAUCAAACAGGGUUAUUUCAUAUCUCAACUGUAACUAUUCCAGUUAUUGAGACAGUCGUCAUGAAUUAUGACUUUUCAACAGGAGACUCUACUUGUAUGAAAACUAAAGCAGGAGAAGUUUUAAAAGUAAUAGAAAAGAAUGUACGUAUCGGAUGGUUAUAUUGUCAAAGAGGAUUUGAAACAGGAUAUAUUCCACAAAAUUUUACUUCAUUAUAUAAAGAAGAAAAUAAAGAAGCUUCUCAUACUAUUCCAGAAAAACCAAAAAUACUUCCUUGUCGUGCAACAGUAAAACAAUUAUAUCAACCACAUUCAGACAAAGAAAUUAAUUUAAUUGCUGGAGAUGAAAUUGAGGUAAUGAGUUGUGAAGGAGGAUGGUGGUAUGGUAGAAGUGGUUGUUCAAUGGGAUAUUUCCCAGGAGAAUAUGUAGAAGUGUCUGGACCAAUAAAUAAAGAAGUAAAACAAGAGGCUGUUGUGUUAUUUGACUAUGUGUCAAAAGGAGAAAGUCAAUUAUCAGCAGAAGUUGGUGAUAUUUUUUAUGUAGAAAAAAUAAUUGGAAGUUGGGCUGUAGUAAUUGUUGAUCAAGAACAAUAUAUAUUUCCAUCAAGUUUUAUUUGCUUAUUAAGCGAGUCUGAUAAAAAAAUUAAACAAGAAACUGCUAUUACAUUGGAUGAUUUUUGUGGAGGUUCUAUGGGCCUUCUUGCUGUUAGACAAAGUGAAUUAUUGAUAGUGUUAUCUAAUGAAGCCAAUGGUAUGUCUAAGUGUUUUAAAGGAGAACAAAGUGGAUUAGUUCCUACAAGUAAUUUAAUGACUAUUAAAGAUGGCCAAGAUUAUGUUAUUGUAGAGAAAACAUUCCAAGCCCGUAAUCAGAAUGAAAUGACUAUUAUUGCAAAUCAAGCUUGGAUUGUAAUGAAAAUAGUUGAUGAAAAUUGGAUAAUUGGUAAAAGAAGUGGUGUUGAAGGAUUUGUACCAAGAAGCUUUGUAAAGAUACAAAAAUUUGUGAAGCCAUACAGAAAGGAGUAUACUGAGGGUAUUACUCACUUCAAAAAUCAAACUGCUGCACGUAAGACUGGAGAUGCUCAAUUACCAGUUGAUCAACCUAAUUUCUUUAAAAAAGAAAAUAAAGCUAGUAAAAAAGGAUUCUUCACGCAAAGAAGAAGAAAAGCAAAGCCAGAAGUUGAUAAUACUAAACAUGUUUAUGAAGAAAAGAAACAAAAUAUUAUGAGAGAGUCUAUGAAUCCAAAGAGAAGUUUCUUCAAAAAAUCAAUAAAGCCUAUGACUAAAGUCAAGUUAAAGAAGUCCAACCUAUUAUUGAAUCUAAUCAACAACCAAAUGAAAUAA
Messenger RNA from Entamoeba nuttalli P19, 1461 nucleotides. RefSeq names its product variant sh3 domain containing protein. The transcript has 2 exons. Gene Ontology annotation, molecular function: protein binding. The coding region runs from base 1 to 1461 and encodes 486 amino acids. The record is from RefSeq and is a predicted model, not a curated record. NCBI's taxonomy places the organism in Eukaryota, Evosea, Mastigamoebida, Endamoebidae.